Brassica napus (rape) is the source of this 669-nucleotide messenger RNA. RefSeq lists its product as uncharacterized. The record is from RefSeq and is a predicted model, not a curated record. The transcript has a single exon. NCBI's taxonomy places the organism in Eukaryota, Viridiplantae, Streptophyta, Magnoliopsida, Brassicales, Brassicaceae. Bases 1 to 669 code for a protein of 222 amino acids.
AUGUCGGUAUCCACUUGGCCCGACAUCUCCCAUCUCUCGAUGUCCACACCGAAGCUAGUCAACGUCUUGAGGCAGAUGGGCCAACAGGUCAAGUGGCCUCAAAAGAUGAAGGCACCUGACUCGUUCCGGAACCCUGGCCUCUGGUGCGACUUCCAUCGCGACCAUGGUCACAAAACUGAAAACUGCAUCGCUCUAAGGAUCGAGGUCAAUGAACUAAUCCAAAAGGGGCAUCUCCGGGAAUUCCUCUCAGAAAAAGCCAAGAACCAUCUAAAUAAAGAGGUGCCGGCGAAAUCCGCUGGAGCUAUACCCGCCUCACCACCUCGCCAAGACCGAGUGAUCCAUGUCAUAUCCGGAGGUUUAGAGAUAAGCGGCGUGAGUCAUGCAGCUGCCAAGAAAAGCACCCGCAACGCCAAGCACGGCCUAGAGACGACCAAACCAAAGCGCUUGCUCCUAGGUACCGACGAAAUAAGCUUCACGGCUAAGGAGCAGGAGAAGAUCUUGGCUCCCCACCACGAUGCCCUGGUCAUCUCGCUCACCGUAGCAAACUGCUUGGUAAAAAGAAUACUAGUGGACAAUGGUAGCUCCAACGACAUCAUCUUCCAGACUGCUUACCAGGACCUAGGGCUGGAGGAGAGCGCCCUGACGCGCAAAAUAACUCCACUCAUCUGA